This is a messenger RNA of Lymnaea stagnalis (great pond snail), 4864 nucleotides long. Lineage: Eukaryota; Metazoa; Mollusca; Gastropoda; Lymnaeidae. The record is from the annotation of a GenBank genome assembly.
UACUCAAUUCACUCAUCAAUGAUUUAAGGUCGAAUCUAGUUGACUACUUACAAUGGUUACAUUUACAAUAAUCGACACAAGGCCUAGGACUUGGCCCUACUCCUAGCCUACACCUAUGUAAGCCUAAGACAGCCUAUAUGUUACUAUUCUUUCUGACUAUCCUGUAUGUUCAUAGAAUUAGGGCUUCCAAGUAAAGUGAGAUGGAAUGAAAAAAUGGUUGGCGGGGAAUGAUCUUAGUUAAAUGUUCUAGGGCUGGGAUACUUAAAAUUUUUGCAGCAGCACUGCAUCCCCUGUAAUUUAAAAACAUCUCCUCCGCCCCCCCCCCCCCCCCCCCCCCCCCAAAUAAUUAAAUGAUUUAGUUUAGUUUUAUUGUUCUAUUUAACUUUCUAGAAAAAAGAAAAAAUUACCAAUAAAAGUAAUUUGUGAAUAAAAUUUACCUGGAAAAAUUGUUUACUGCUGCUAAUCAAAAUACAUAACUACUAUUUUUUUAAAAGGCAGCAACAACUAUAACUAGCUGUGGCAGAAGAUACAAUUUGUGGGUCUCCUGCACCUCAGGAUGCUUUCAAUCCUGGUUAAGAAUAACUGUUUCUCGGGAAAUGUUUCUGACACAGGUGCAGUUAUUUGAUAUCCAUGGGAGGUGAUUUUUUUUUAUAGGGUAAGUGGGUGCAGAGGUUUGUUAUGCCAUAUUUCAAAGCGUAUCUGGAAAUUUGAUCAAAAGAAAUUUUGUUGAUGGUAAAUUGAUCGAUGGAAAUUUGAUUGAACUGAAAUUUGGUUGAAUCUUUUUAUCAGUUGUUACGUUAAAAUUUUGCUUCAAAUUUCUUUUUGAACACAAUAUUUAUUUUACUAUAUAGCAUAGUGCGUUAAAUAUUUCUUGUUUACCUUUAUAUUGGAAUGCCAGCAUACCAAAUAACUGUGUUUUAAGAUAUUGAGAUAGCAUUUUUUUUUUUUAAAUUUACAAGGAACAACCGGCUGUAACAAGGUGGCAGAAUACAAACAACGUUAGUACAAAAGGAAGAAAAUCUGAAAUUUUGACAACAAUUAAUUGGAGGAAAAAGUCAUAUCUGUGGAAAAUACACUAAUGACUUUGGCCAAAAUCAUAAUGUAUGUCUUCGGAUGCGUAUUUUUCCUUUCGUAAGAAGAUAAAUUGAAGCUAACCAGUCCUUAUACUGACAUUAUACCCAGUUCACUUGAUACUUGGCUCCUCUACCUAAUGUGCCGUCGACCCAAUGUCUUGUUGCAUACUAUAACAGUGAUGAGAGUUCACAAGCGCCUAACAGGCAGCAGUGAAAGUUCUCACACAUUUUCUCAUUUUUGAAGUGUUCUCUUCAAAUUUUAUUCCUGGAUAGUUGGAUAUUUUUGGUUCUGAAAGUUUCUUGGACUGUUUAAAAGCUGAACUUUUUCAUUCAUAACACGCUCAAUCAGGUUGCAGUGAGUGAUUUCUUGGUAGGACUAUGUGAAACAAUUUUUUUCGGGCCAACAGGAGACAGAAUGAUCAAUAUUUGAUUUUGGGCCCUUAAUAUAUGGAAGAAGAAGAUGGCAUCAAGAAAAUUCUUUAUUUAAGACUAUACAGUAGCAAAUACUAGUUAACGUAAAUAAAGAAGAAGAAGUAUCUAUUCCCAACAGAUAUGACACCUUUUAGGACCCUUCUGGGAUUAUAGAAAAGUUUCACUGCGGCACACACCACAGCAAUGCUGCCAGCGUCAUGCACUAUUUGGUCAGGGUCGAGCCAUUUACAACUCUGCACAUAGAGAUUCAGAGUGGCAAGUAAAUGCAUAGAGUGGUUGCUGGGGGAGGGGGGUGGAGGGAGUUUAAAAUGCUGCACAUAGAGCAUUACAGUGUCAAGUAAGUGCAUAGAGAUACUGGUGGAUGCUGGGGUUGGAGAGCGGGGCAGGAGGCAGCCAAUUUAGUGCCCCCAUCCCUUGUUUUACUGACAUUGUUUAAAUAUGUUCAUGAAUUCACUGAGGCUACUUGUACAUUGGUUAACUGCACAGUACAUGUAUGUCACUUCCACUUGUACAUUGGUUAACUGCACAGUACAUGUAUGUCACUUCCAUUGGUACAUGAUCAUUUGUAUAAAAAGACAUUGCAUCUGAAUACCUUUCUGAAAUCCAAUAAGCUAUUACUAGAGUUGUGCACAAAAAUAUUGUCAUGAAGUCCAAAAGGAAUCUACAGGAAUCUUUAUGCUGAAGUUUUUCAGUAUGUGGAUAACCAAAUUUGUUUUUUAAAGAAAAGUUGAUCCUUCCUUUAUUAAAAGCUUAGACAAUACUUCCUUAGGAAUGGGUAAGAACAGGAUGUCUUAAAGAACAGGUUGCGUGAAAGAACAGGUUGUGUGAAAGAACAGGUUGUGUGAAAGAACAGGAUGUGUGAAAGAACAAAUUGUAUGAAAGAUCAGAAUGUGUGAAAGAACAGGAUGUGUGAAAGAACAGGUUGUCUGAAAGAACAGGAUAUGUGAAACAACAGGGUGUGUGAAAGAACAGGUUGUGUUAAAGAACAGGUUGUGUUAAAGAACAGGUUGUGCAAAAGAACAGGAUUUGUGAAAGCUUGAAUGAAAAUAAAGGAUUGUCUAAUCAAAAGAAAGUUUUGGCUGAAAUUCUUUAUCAACAGACAGCUUGUUAGACAAUGCACAUAAUCUUAUUUGAAGUUUCUUUUGUGUACAUCCCCUGUGUAAUGAUGCAACUUUUGUGUAAUUUGCAUGUACUAUGGUGCCACAAUCCCCAGGUUUGAUGUGGCCGACCAUCAGUUCCACUCAAUUCCAGGGAUCUUCUCCUCCCUGAUGGACAACCCAACUGAUGUCAAGGAACUACUUCCAGAGUUUUCUACUUCCCCGAGUUUCUUGUCAACUUCAUUGGUAAGACUUGCUGUAAAUGCCGCAGUGCAGUCUGCAACACUGCUAAGUAAAUCUUAAUGCAGUCUGCAACACUGCUAAGUAAAUCUUACUGCAGUCUGCAACACUGCCAAUACUGAGAUGCUCAUCUUUAAUUGCAAUACUUUAUUUUAAAGACCUUUGCUUUAAAUCAGUCACCAAAACCUGUAGACUUUCUAAUGUUGGAUCUAUGCCAGUGUUUCUGUUGACAUUUUAAUUUCAAUGUUUGACUAUCACAUUAAAAAACACACUUUUUCUUGGCUUAAUUCAUUGCAAGAUUACAAUUACAUCUGUAGAUGUGACAUUUUCUCAGUUACUAACAUAGCACAAAUCAAUUGUUUGUAUCAUGUCCAGGUUUUGAUCUUGGAAGACUUCAGAUCACCAAAACGUCUGUGGAUGAUGUCGAGUUGCCUCCCUGGUGCCAGCACACCUGAAAAGUUCAUUUAAUACCACAGACAGGCCCUGGUAAACAUGUCUUUUUUGCAACUACUUGUCUUUCUUUGGUUACAUGACAUGUUGUCAUGUAGGUCAGUCUGCCUCCUUGGACCAGCCACGUUUCAUGAGUUUAAUGCCAGGAUGUUUGACAGUACAGAUGUGACUGCACUGUUCAAACUGUUGGGUAGUUGAGAAUUGGGGUAGACCCCCACCCUGUUUUCCUCACCUGCCUGUGGCACCAUGAUAUGAAAUAAUUGUAAGUGGUUUAUAAACAUGGACAGACUUCUACUGUAUGAAAAGAUAUGACCCAUACCAAUAGGACUUCUUGCCCGUGGCACUAUGAUAUCAAAUAACUGUAAGUGGGUUAUAAACACUGACAGAAUUCUCCUGUAUGACAGAUAUGACCCCUACCAAUGGGACUUCUUGCCUGUGCACUGUACUGAAACUGUUAUUUAAGUAACAAUCUGUGAAGUUUCUAGACAUUGACACUAGAGGUGUUUUAUAUAAGUUUAAGCACAAAAACGUCAUUGAAUGUGUUUUAAAUUAUCCUUUUUUUGCUUCUAUGUGAAAAUGAUCCCAUGUGGUAAAGCAUGUGGUAAAAUGGAUAAUGUGCAGAUACAAUAGUUUCAAUAAUAAAUAGCCUUGAUUUUGACGGUAGACGCUAGUAAGAAGUACAUUGAAAUAAAUUUGACUUUUUUUUCUCUCAGGAAAGUGAGUAUGUAUCAGCCAAUCUACACAACUGGAUGGAUCUGAUAUUUGGAUACAAACAGAAAGGCCCUGCCGCAGUGGAGGGCCUCGACGUCUUCUAUUACGUUACAUAUGAAGGUACACAUGUCCUCUAUUACAAAUUAAUAAUGCAAAAUGCAAGUCAUCAAUUAUGAUGGCAGGUUGUCAUGUUUACUACUUCCCAGUAACAAAUUGUUUCAGAAACUAACUGUUAAAUAAAUAACACCAUCAAUGAGUACAUAACUGUUAAAUAAAAACCAUCUGUGGCAUGAGAUGUAGAAAAGAAAUGGGAAAUAUCAGCCAGGAGACAUACAGAUGAACAUCUUGAACAUGUGAAGACUGCUAAUGGGUUCGUGUGAAUGUGUGAAAAUGAAACUAAAGGACUAAAGUGUGUUGGGGGGUGGGGGUCGCAUUUGAUCAGGUGUUUGCUGAAUUCUUCAUCUGUGUGAUGUAUGAAUCAUCCAGGCAUGACUCAUAGACUAAAUCUCCACAUUAACUUUGUUUUAUUGAAAUCAUCAUUCUGUCAAGUCUAUUGAAAUCAUCAUUCUGUCUUAUGACUUGAAUCAUCAUCCUGUGACAUGACUUGAAUCACCAUUCUGUCACUUCAAUUAAAAUUAUCAUUCUGUCAUAUGACUUGAAUCAUCAUUCUGUCACAUCAAUAGAAAUCAUCAUUAUGUCACAUGACUUGAAUCAUCUUUCUGUCACAUGAAUUAAAAUCAUCAUUCUGUUAAAUUACAUUGAAUCAUUAUUUUCUCAUAAGACCAUGUAACAAUUUUUCAGGAGCUGUGGAUCUGGAUGCCAUCCAAGACCCGAAAGAGAGAUUGUCUGUUGAAGGCAUGA